GACUUGUUUCCUAGGGUUUGAGUUUGAGAGAUGAAAAAGAUGAGGAAGUACAAAGACUCUUCAAUCUUUGCUUUGUUUGUUUUCUUUUUCGUUUUUGGUUCAGGAACUAGCACAACGGCAACAGGUAAAAAUCUCCUGCCAAAAGAGAAGGAAAAUUGCACCUACCUAGUAACAAUAGAAACAACUUGUACAAGGGGUGCUGAUACUUCAAACCAUGUGAGCAUAAGGUUUGGUGAUUCAAAAUCGAAUGACAUUUUGGUGCACCAUCUCAAUUCCAAGCACCUAAGAAGGGUGGAUCCAUUGGAGCCAGAGGUUCUCGACGACGUGCCUCGGAAACCAUUUCAAGCUUGCAUGGUAGACCAAUUCCAAGUUAAGGGACAAUGCGUAGACUCGGCCAUUUGCUACCUCUACCUCAAAUUGAGUGGAAGUGACGACUGGCGUCCUGGAUAUGCACAGGUUCGGAUGUUUGAGGGAUCUCAUUUCAGCUCUGAAUAUUUCUAUUUUCGCAGGUAUUUGCCUCGCCAUGUCUGGCAUGGUACAGACUUAUGUGAUACAGAGGUCACUCCUUUUGGAAUCAAGUACAAGAGGAAGGUCUUUGGGAAGAAGGCUCCUCUUGAUCAACCAUUGAUGCCCUAGACACACAAUCUUAGGCAUGGUGUGUAUUAUAGUUUAAUGUUGACUAUGUUGUAAAGAUUACUGUAUUAUUUGAUUGGGAUGAUCUUUAAGAAAAAUGAGGUGGAGACUUGAUAAAUGCCUUAAUUGCCAAAGGAACUCAAAUAAAAAAAAAUCUACAAUAAAG
Messenger RNA from Ilex paraguariensis (yerba mate), 799 nucleotides. The record is from the annotation of a GenBank genome assembly. NCBI's taxonomy places the organism in Eukaryota, Viridiplantae, Streptophyta, Magnoliopsida, Aquifoliales, Aquifoliaceae.